AUGGCAGAAAACGCGACUCAUGACCUGUUUUGCCACACUAUCAAUUCAUUGGAUGACUUUCCUAUCUGGCGCAAUUUCACCGCGAAGAUUGUUGAUGGCUCUCCCGCUCUUUUUAUGUUUCAGAUGACAAUUAUUUCCCUGGUAUCAAACUUAUUGGAAAUCUUUCUCAGGCCUCUUGGACAACCGAGUUGCGUUUCCCAGAUAUUAGCUGGUAUGAUAUUUGGUCCUUCACUCCUCGGGCAAAACAAGAAGUUGCUAGAUACCAUGUUCCCUAUAAGAAGUUUGGCAACUCUGUGGACAGUGGCAUCAUUUGGAAAUUUAUUCUAUACCUUUCUAAUUGCAGUGAAGGCAGAUCCUGCAAUGAUGCUAAAGCCAGGUCGAGCUGCUAUGUAUAUAGGCUCCUCUAUGUUCUGCAUCACUUUAUUUCUUUCCCUUGCACUAUCAUUCUUAUUGAAAACCGUUGUCACCAUGGAAGCUAAUCUCAAUAAAUCGAUCGUCUUCAUAGCUGCAUCACAGUCAUUUACAGGUUUUCCAGUCGUUGCUGCCUUCCUAACUGAGCUCAAGAUCCAGAACACAGAUGUUGGCCGCCUAGCCCUUGCUUCAGCAGUAUUUUCUGAUUUAAUUGAUAUUGUUGUGGCCGCAAUUUCGCUCACACUUGGGGAUGUCGUUUCUCACCCACUUGCGCCAGUGCAGGCAGUCCUAUCAAACAUUGCAUUUGUUAUUGUUAUCGUGUUCAUCAUCAAGCCAAUGGUAAUGUGGAUGAUGGGUCCAAUAAAAGAAAUGAAACUUGUGGGUGGGAAAUGCAUUUUUAUCACCACCGUUGUCACUCUACUCCUCGCAUCUGUGAGCGAGAUCGUCGGCCAGCAUUACGUCCUUGGGCCAUUGAUUUUUGGCUUGGCUUUACCGAUCGGACCACCUUUUGGAGCAACUUUGGUAUCGAAGCUAAGUACUUUAGUUUGCGGUCUCCUCUAUCCCGCUUACCUUGCUGUUACUGGUCUGCAGACCAAUAUCUUCAAAGUUGAUUUUCAGUCUGCAAUUAUUGUGGGGAUAGUUAUGGUUUCUGGUAUCAUAAUUAAGUUGGGAGCAGUCAUUUUGCCAGCCUUGCAUUCUCAGGUGCCCGUUCGAGAUGCUUUUCUGCUGGCAAUCAUCUUGAAUAUAAAGGGGAUUGUGGAAAUCAACGUUUACAACUUCUGGAAAGAUAACAAGACUUUACAUGAUGGCGAUUACGCUUUGUGCAUAGUUUCGGUGAUUUUAACAAAUGUAGUUGUUGCCCCAUUGGUGAAACUACUCUACAAUCCUUCAAGGCAAUACCAUACUUUGAAGAGAAGCACCAUCCAACAUUGCAGGGGAGAUUCAGAACUUCGGAUGCUGGUCUGCAUCCACAACCGUGAGAAUGUCCCUACAAUCAUAAACCUUCUAGAAAUAUCACACGCCACAGAAGAGAGCCCUAUAGCAGUCAUUGGAUUGGUGCUUGUCAAGAUUGAGGGACGAGCUGCCCCAAUCCUAAUAGCAAACAGCCGAAAAGGAGUCCCGGAGGCAGAAUCAUCCAGUACAACCAGCAUCCUCAAUGCCUUAAGGAACUAUGAGCAAAAUCAUCGGAACUCCUCCACCGUCCAAUCAUUCACCUCAAUCACGCAUUUUGAAACAAUGCAUGAUGAUAUUUGUCGUCUGGCAAUGAACAAGAGAGCCACUAUUGUGAUCAUGCCGUUUCAUAAGAAAUGGGCCAUCGAUGGCUCCAUCGAAUCUACAAGCCGUUCUAUCCAACAAAUGAACCGCAAAGUCCUCAAAAACGCUCCAUGUUCUGUUGGAAUUCUCAUUGACCGUGGAAUCUUAAACGGGUCAUUAUCUGUAUUGAAUGGUAGGUUGUUGUUCAAUGUUGCUGUUCUAUUCUUUGGCGGCCCAGAUGACGCGGAGUCACUAGCUUAUGGAGCUCGCAUGGUGAGACAUGGAUGUGUAAAGAUAACAGUCGUGAACUUCCUUCUCUUUGGAAAUGCAAACAGUAAAGAAAGGAAGCGAGACAGCGAUUUAAUCAAUGAAUAUCGACAAGGUAACUUGGGAAAUCAGCAUUUUUUGUAUUUCGAAGAAGUGGUAAGAGAUGGGGUAGAGCUCGCUGGAUGUCUGGCAAAGAUGGUGGGCUGUUUCGAUUUAAUUUUAGUGGGGAAAUAUCAUCAGAAGUCUCCUCUUUUUAUAGGCCUUGAAGAGUGGAGUGAGUGCCCUGAGCUCGGGGUCAUUGGCGAUAUGCUUGCUUCACCAGAUUUUGAGUGCACUGCAACAGUCUUAGUCGUUCAGCAGCCAAGAAUGAGAGUGAACGAAACGGAGCCGCUUAUUCAUGACGCGCCAGACGAUAACAGAGUAUGCCUUUCGAUGCAGAGAAGGAAUUAGAGAAUAUUUUAGGAUGUCAUUAUUGUUGUUAUUAUUAUUAGUUUUU
Populus euphratica (Euphrates poplar) is the source of this 2428-nucleotide messenger RNA. Its product is annotated as cation/H(+) antiporter 15-like. Gene Ontology annotation, biological process: proton transmembrane transport; regulation of pH. NCBI's taxonomy places the organism in Eukaryota, Viridiplantae, Streptophyta, Magnoliopsida, Malpighiales, Salicaceae. Gene Ontology annotation, molecular function: antiporter activity. The transcript has 3 exons. Gene Ontology annotation, cellular component: membrane; endomembrane system. Bases 1 to 2382 code for a protein of 793 amino acids. The record is from RefSeq and is a predicted model, not a curated record.